GCUGACGUUUGUGUGGUAAACAUAACCUCAAUUCCACUUUGACUUUUUGGUGAAUUAUGCUGCCGGUUGGAAAUGAGUGUAUUGUUUUCUUUUGAAAAUUGUUCGUUGAUUUCACACGAAAAUUUUAUCAACCGAAUUUACGAUGGGGUCACUUCCAGUGACAGUGAACGUGCUAGCUAUAAAAUCAAUCCGGACUUAUUUGAAUUGAAUGUUCCGUAUCGAUACAAAACUCCCGAUGAAGCCCAAACAAAAAAGAGACAACGGAAAAUAAUCAACAAAACCAACAUUGUGGUGGCUGCAGAGCAUCGUGAAGAAUUUGAGUUGAUUGAAAGACUUAAACGAAAUGUAUCCAAUUUCAUAGCCAAAUGCCACGAACAGAAUGUAUUACCAAGUUUCGAAAGGGAUGAGGCAAAAACGAUGACUAAUGAAAAGCUAAAAUUGUUUCUGGAUCAAUGGCAAUCGGUUGAAUGCUUGUACGGGGACAAUUUUAAAGGAGGAAAUGACUCAAAAAAACCAGUCGUCGUUGAAUUGAACGGCACAAGCCAUAUCGUUCCACCAAAGUGCACAUUUUCCAAUGCAAACAUACAAAAUAUUGAUCGAAUUGAACCAGCCAAUGGUUAUGAUUUGGUUGUAAUGGAUCCACCAUGGUGGAAUAAGUACGUACGACGAUCGAGAAAAUUCAAUAGUGACAAUAGUUAUCAAAUGCUAAGCAACGACCACAUCGCAAGCAUUCCAAUCGAAAUGGUAACGCAGCCAAACAGAACAUUAGUGGCCAUUUGGUGCACGAAUGCACCGUCCAUGAUUCAAGCCGUAAAAGAAACAUUCCUUUCCAGAUGGAAUCUGCAGCUCUUGGCAACUUGGUAUUGGAUGAAGAUCACCAAAUACGGCGAGCCAAUUUGUGAUUUCGAUUUGCCACUGAAGAAACAACCAUUUGAGCGACUUUUCAUUGCCUGUCACAAAGACAACACACACGACUUCAAUAUCCCCAACGAACGGAUGAUAUUCAGUGUACCAAGUUCGAUUCACUCGCACAAGCCACCACUUCAAGAUCUAUUUAUACCAUACUUUACUAAGUCGGCCGACGAAGUGUCAUGCUUGGAGCUAUUCGCCAGAUAUUUAUUACCGAAUUGUACAUCGAUCGGUUUGGAGGUGUUAAAACUACAAAAUUUACAAUUAUUCCAUAAGACAAACAUGUAAACACGUGAAUAAAUCGAAUGCAUUGCGAAUUUAAAAAGAAAAUGUUGCAGUGAAGAGUGGUGACGCUUAGUGGCUGUGGCCAUUUGUGAGCACCGUUUUGUAGCCGACUGGAUUCAUCUUUUGCCAUCGCCAGAAAUCGGAACACAUCUGUUCAAGCGAACGAUUCGCCUUCCAUCCAAGCUCACGUUCGGCCAAAGAACUGCAGGAUAUCAAAAGAAACGGAAAAUUACUUCAUCUCAUGAAUCAAUUCGAAUUUUGUUCAAGUUUUUAUUAUUUAUUAGAUUUUGUCAAUCAAUAUAACAAUUAAAACGAUAGGUAAUGGAAAAAAUGGUCACUUACGGAUCGGCAUACAUCGUUGAAAUAUCGCCUGCACGGCGAGCCUCGAAUGUAUACGGAACUGAUACGUUAUUUGUUUUCUCAAAGGUGUUGAUGAGGUUCAAGACAGAGACACCGCGACCUGUACCCAAAUUAUAGGCCUGCAACAAGAGGAAAUUGUUCAGAUUUGCAACUUUUCCAUUGAUUUGAAGCUAAUUUCGUCUAUUGAUUGAAACAUUUUUGAUUUUAAUCUGAUCAGUCAGAUAUAGUAAUUAUUAUAGAAUUUUGAGUAUUAAGACUUUUUUCCAAUAAUAUAUUCAAACCAAGAGAUGAAGCAGAAAAAAUGAAUAAAUUUGUUUGCAUUUAGACGACGAUGCUUACCUUAA
Molecule: messenger RNA, 1898 nt
Organism: Sitodiplosis mosellana (orange wheat blossom midge)
Lineage: Eukaryota; Metazoa; Arthropoda; Insecta; Diptera; Cecidomyiidae
Gene: Mettl4
Product: DNA N6-methyl methyltransferase
Exons: 5
Coding region: 73-1197 (374 amino acids)
Cellular component (GO): RNA N6-methyladenosine methyltransferase complex; nucleus
Molecular function (GO): nucleic acid binding; methyltransferase activity
Source: RefSeq, a predicted model, not a curated record